UGCACUUGCACCUAGUUUAUGGAUCCGCAUCCACCUUCAAACCUUGUAAAACAAUAUUGAUCAAGCAGGAACGAAUAAGCUGAGGGAAUUAAAGAAGUUGUGCAAUCCAUUUCCAGCCUGUUUCAAGAUUUCGUACGAGGCAAAGCUAAAGCCUAACGAGUUUUCUAGUUCAAUAGUAUUAAAGUUAUUUCUAAAUACUUUUGAAACUAAAAACCAAAUAUAUAAUCUGAUUGUCAAAAAUUUUGGGAACAACCAGUCAGAAAAGAAAUUUCAAAAGUCCAUCCCCAAUCAAACCUCAUUUCCCUAUGUUCCUAGUAAUAUAUUUAAAAAAGUCCAUACGCCGCCACUCCUGCCACUAAAUAAAAUCUUAGCCAUCCCUUCCAAACCCCACAAAAAACACAUACUUUCUUCAGUUUUUAACAAUCGAGAGCAUAAGACUCCCUCUGAUCCCUGGUUUCUCUGCAUCACGUACACUGGCCAAAUAAGGGAUUAUCGCUGUGAGCAGAAAAUGGGUGAAAGACGCCAGCACUCAUCUGUCAUGCAAAAAGUGGCCGGUCAGGUCCAUCUCAGUUCUAGCCUAUCCCACGAUGUUCUAUGCCGAUCAUACGGGGGCUUUCAAAAGCCUGCUCAAUUUGCAUAUGGAAAACACUAUAAUGCAGGUUUGCAGUACCCAAUGACACGGGCAUUCCAAGCCACCCGUGAUCUCUCAUUGGUUGCAUCAAGAACCUCCCCAGUGCUUGUCCACGCCCCUUCAGAGAAAGGCCUUCCUAGCUUCGCUGUAGAUUUUGUUAUGGGUGGAGUUUCUGCAGCUGUGUCCAAGUCUGCUGCAGCUCCCAUCGAGCGUGUGAAGCUCUUGAUCCAAAACCAAAAUGAGAUGAUCAAGGCUGGUCGACUCUCUGAACCCUACAGGGGAAUUGGAGACUGUUUCAGCAGAACAAUCAAAGAUGAGGGUUUUCUGUCAUUGUGGAGAGGGAACACAACCAAUGUCAUCCGUUAUUUCCCCACUCAGGCCUUUAACUUUGCAUUCAAAGAUUACUUUAAGAGUCUCUUCAACUUUAAGAAGGACCGAGAUGGCUACUGGAAGUGGUUUGCUGGUAACUUGGCCUCUGGCGGUGCUGCUGGUGCUUCUUCCUCGCUCUUUGUCUAUUCCUUGGAUUAUGCUAGAACCCGCCUAGCAAAUGAUGCCAAAGCUACCAAGGGAGGGGAGAGGCAAUUCAAUGGCUUGAUUGAUGUGUACAGGAAGACUAUGCAAUCAGAUGGUAUUGCUGGACUUUACCGUGGAUUUAACGUUUCAUGGGUUGGCAGCAUCAUAUACCGUGGUCUGUAUUUUGGAAUGUAUGAUUCUUUGAAACCAGUAAUCCUGACAGGAAAGCUCCAGGAUAGUUUCUUGGCUAGCUUUGUCCUUGGUUGGGCUGUCACCACUGGUGCUAGUCUUGCCUCAUAUCCAAUGGACACCGUGCGCAGAAGGAUGAUGAUGACGUCGGGUGAAGCUGUCAAGUACAAGAACUCAUUCGACGCAUUCUCUCAGAUCCUUAAGAAUGAGGGAGCCAAAUCUCUGUUCAAGGGUGCUGGUGCUAACAUACUCCGUGCAGUUGCCGGCGCCGGUGUCCUUGCUGGAUAUGACAAGCUUCAGGUGAUUGUGUUAGGAAAGAAGUACGGUUCUGGCGGGGCCUGAACAAUUAAGAUCGUCACUCUUCCCCACUGCCUUACUUAGUCUUCAAUUUGGGAUAGAUAUAUAAAUGAUGAUGAUGAUGAAAAUUUGCACUUCAGAUUUAAAAAAAAAAAAAAAAAUUAUUUGGAGUGAUUCUUUUGUAGGGUUAAAAUUUAUUUUUGUUUUCAAGAAUUUUGCUUCUGUUGUAAUUCAUUGAUAAUUUUUGAAUAUGCAUGCAAUGUUGUGAUUGUCCUUUAACUUUUGUUUUU
Molecule: messenger RNA, 1920 nt
Organism: Hevea brasiliensis (rubber tree)
Lineage: Eukaryota; Viridiplantae; Streptophyta; Magnoliopsida; Malpighiales; Euphorbiaceae
Product: ADP,ATP carrier protein, mitochondrial
Exons: 4
Coding region: 509-1675 (388 amino acids)
Biological process (GO): mitochondrial ADP transmembrane transport; mitochondrial ATP transmembrane transport
Cellular component (GO): mitochondrial inner membrane
Molecular function (GO): ATP:ADP antiporter activity
Source: RefSeq, a predicted model, not a curated record